AUGACGACUCCCCAUCCGACUCCGUCCCUGGACGACAAGUCGCUGGCGGAACCCGACGACGAGCCGCAGUCUCGGUCGCUGUUGGCCCUAUUCCAGAACCGGAAGAAGAAGAAAUUUGACCUGGACGCCAUCGCGACCACGCGGAGCGUCUUCGACGACUCCAACCUGGCGCGCUUCUACCAGCCGCACUCCGACUACGAGAACCUGCAUCGGUUCGAUCCCUCGGAGCGAUGGACUUACCGCGAGGAAAGAGCCGUGCGCCGCAAGACUGAUCUGAAGAUCCUGCUAUGGAUAUUUGUCAUGUUUUUUGGGCUGAACCUGGAUCGAGGCAACCUGGGCAAUGCCUCGGCCGACAACCUCCUCCCCGACCUGGGCAUCAACACCAACGACUACAACAACGCCCAGAACAUGUAUCGCAUCGGCUUCCUCAUCUCGGAGAUCCCCUCGCAGAUGAUCGGAAAGAGACUAGGGCCCGACCGCUGGAUCCCCGUGCAGAUCAUCCUCUGGAGUUUCGCGUCGGGCGGUCAAUUCUUCAUGCACAAUCGCGCAGGCUUCUUCGCCUGUCGCUUUUUCAUCGGUCUGUUCAUGGGCGGCUUCAUCCCCGACGCCAUCCUCUACCUGUCGUAUUUCUACACGAAGCGGGAGAUGCCCAUCCGACUGGCGUUCUUCUGGUUCGUUGAUUCCAUCUCCGGAGUCAUCGCUUCGUUCAUUGCCUACGGCGUACUGCACAUGCGUGGUGUGGAUGGACGAGAGGGCUGGCGUUGGCUGUUCCUGAUUGAAGCCCUCAUCAGCCUUGUUAUUGGCGCGCUCAGCUUUCUGUUUCUGGUGCCCGGUCCCACGCAGACCGCGACGUGGUGGAACCCGCGAGGUUACUUCACCGAGCGUGAGGAGAAGAUCAUCGUGAACCGUGUGCUGCGCGACGACCCGUCCAAGGGCGAUAUGCACAACCGCGAGGCACUGACCCUGGGCAUGCUUUGGAAGAGUCUGAAGGACUACGAUCUGUGGCCGAUCUAUGUGAUCGGGGUCCUGUUCGAGAUCCCCACGUCGCCGCCCAAGUCCUACCUCAGCCUGUCGCUCAAGGCGAUCGGCUUCUCGACCUUCCACACCACGCUGCUCGGCAUCCCUGUCACCGUCUUCUCGGCCAUCAAUCUGCUGCUGGUGACGGAGCUCUCGGAGCGCUGGCGCCAGAUCUGCUACGUCGGCAUCCUGACCCAGCUGUGGUCGCUGCCGCUGCUGAUCGUGCUGUAUCGCAGCGCCAGUGUGCUAUCGCAUUGGGGUCUCUAUGCCGUCACCUUCGUGCUGCUGGGCUGGCCCUCGCCCCACGCAGCCCAUGUCGGCUGGUGUUCGCGACUUAGUAACGCCGUGCGCACCCGUGCCGUCAGCGCCGCCCUGUACAACAUCACAAUCCAGCUGUCGGGCAUCUCUUCUUCGAAUAUCUAUCGCAACGACGAUAAGCCGUACUACCGCCGCGGCGAUGGCCAGCUGAUUGCCAUCAACGUCGCGACCAUUGCCGCCUACGUACUGGCCAAGUUCUACUAUAACAAGCGGAACCAGUGGAAGCAGGACCGGUGGAAAGUCAUGUCCGCCGAGCAGAAGGCAGACUACUUGCAGAAUACAAAGGAUGAGGGUAAUAAGCGCUUGGAUUUUCUGUUCGAUAGCUAG
Aspergillus homomorphus CBS 101889 is the source of this 1662-nucleotide messenger RNA. RefSeq names its product putative MFS transporter. The record is from RefSeq and is a predicted model, not a curated record. NCBI's taxonomy places the organism in Eukaryota, Fungi, Ascomycota, Eurotiomycetes, Eurotiales, Aspergillaceae. Gene Ontology annotation, cellular component: membrane. The coding region runs from base 1 to 1662 and encodes 553 amino acids. Gene Ontology annotation, molecular function: transmembrane transporter activity. The transcript is spliced from 2 exons. Gene Ontology annotation, biological process: transmembrane transport.